Mercenaria mercenaria is the source of this 3244-nucleotide messenger RNA. Its product is annotated as proprotein convertase subtilisin/kexin type 4-like. Gene Ontology annotation, cellular component: Golgi membrane; trans-Golgi network. Gene Ontology annotation, biological process: protein processing. The transcript is spliced from 13 exons. NCBI's taxonomy places the organism in Eukaryota, Metazoa, Mollusca, Bivalvia, Venerida, Veneridae. The record is from RefSeq and is a predicted model, not a curated record. The coding region runs from base 172 to 2151 and encodes 659 amino acids. Gene Ontology annotation, molecular function: serine-type endopeptidase activity.
ACAAGUGUUAUGAUCCAGAUAUCGAUAAAAAUAAUUAUGCAUGUUACUUACUUAUAUUGAAUACCUGCCAAAAUGUAAUUAGAGCAAGUGCACCGUAUCGGUUAAUAUUUGGUGUUUGAUCUCUUCAAAGUAUUAAACAUUAAAUGACAUAAUAAAAUAUAAUUUCUAAGAAUGUUGCGCUUUUGGAUAGCUUUCAAAUUCUUGGUGAUACUCGUAUCGACACGAGUAACGUCAGAAGAACAGUUUGUACGCCGGAUCGCCAUAAAAAUUAGGGAAGAUUACCAGGACACAACACUGAAAACACUGUCGAAAUAUGACUUUAAACUUCUAUAUAAAAUAACUCCACAGACGUAUAUCUUGGAAUAUCAAGGUUCUGGAAGGAGCUCCGAUUUGGAUAUUCUCCUGAAACAACUGAAGAACCGUUAUCAUGAUCAGAUACUCGAUAUUGAAAGAGUACAGAUUUUUAAUGAUACAGUGAAGCCUGAAUUUCGAACACAAAAUCUAAAUGUUUCAGCACGUGAGGAUUGUCUCGAGUGCGGGAAUUACUAUGGGAUGGGUGUACCAGAUGUAUGGUCGCUUGGUUACACAGGAAAAGGCGUAGUUAUUGCAGUGACAGAUGUGGGGAUUCAUACUGAUCUUAUAGAUCUGAGAAACAAUAUUAAUUCAGAUCUGUGCUACAAUUUUAUCGAUGACAGCAAGAACGUUACACCAGAAUUCUUCCAUAACUUUCAGGAAAAGGCAUCACAAUUUUCCUCACAUGGUGAUCACUGUGCAAGCCUUAUUGUAGCUGAAUUUGGUAAUGGAGUAUGUGCAUCUGGAAUAGCUUUCAAAGCUAAAGCUGUUGGGCUGAAGGUAUUUACUGUAACUCUAUAUAAGGAAACAUUUCCGGAACUGAAGCCGACAUUUUUAACAGGAUCAGAUAUACUAGCAAGAGCUUUAGUUCACAACAUCUCAGAAAUUGACAUAUUUGCUAAUGCUUGGGCACCAACGAAGCGGUUUUCUCCUCUAACCAUGGAAAUGGAGGAUGCUAUUGAAUAUGGUGCUAGGACAGGUCGGAAUGGGCUUGGAAGAAUAUACGUAGUUCCCACAGGACCUGCUGGAAAUGGUUUAGCGAACAACAUUCAUACCAUUGCAGUCAAUGGUGUAGGAAGAUUUGGAACUAUUCCCCAAGAUUCAUUUGUUAGCGCCAGCGUUAUUACUUCAGGACUUUCUGAAGGCAGUAAUAUAUCUUCCGAAUAUAUGUAUACUACUACUCGAAAGAACAAGUGCGUAACCAAUUUCAAAGGCGUGUCACCAGCUACUGCUCAAGUCGCUUCUAUUAUUGCGCUAGCUCUGGAAGCAAACCCAAGUUUAACACUGCGCGAUAUUCAACACCUUUUGGUGCAAUCAUCUGGAUACAAUGGACUUGACGAAACAUAUGCCUUUCGCCGCAAUGGGGCGGGUAGAUAUUAUCAUCAAUUCUUCGGAUUUGGACUUCUAAAUGCUACAAAACUUGUUACACUAGCUAAAACACGACAGAAAGUAUUGGACCGUUCAGAAAUACAUCUUGAACAUAUGACUAAGAGAAUUUCAGAAGACGGACACUCGCUCGAGUAUAUGUUUUGUCACAGUUGUACUGAUGUGAGCAAACAACCUUGUUUAACAGCUAUUGAACAUGUUGCUAUAUCAUUGGAAUUUGAGACAUAUACAAGGCAACUUGAGAUGGAUCUGACGUCACCUUCCGGAACCCGCUCAUUAUUUAUGAAGGAGACGAGGAGACUAAAACGGAGAAUAUCAGGACAGCUGGUAUCCGUAAAUUUUUGGGAUGAAUUACCAUUCGGUGAAUGGACGUUCACCGUAAAAAGCAGUCCUUUAUUGAGAGGUAGUUCACAGACAAACGUUACCAGGAUAUCAAUGAAGUUGUUUGGAACAAACGCAAUUAAGAAGAAUUUCAAAAGUCACAAGUGUGGUAUUAAUGUGGAAUAUAAAUACCAUCAAACAAACCGUCCCAUACAGCAAGAUCAGCCUCUUAAUAUCCUAGGUGCUGACAAGAGUAUAUACCUAGCUGUUAUAGUUAUAUUUUUCUUCUUAGCAGCAACUGUGGUUGCUCGGGAGUGUAAAACAAUUUACUGUAACAAAAUUGAUUACAAAACAUGUUUAAUUGUAAAAUAAAUGAUGACAUAUUCUGUUAUAGAAAUAUCCAGUGAGCACUAAUAUAUAUGUUUUUAUACGCCCGAAAGGACGUAUUAUGUUAUGGUCCCGGUGUCCGUCUGUCCGUCCGUCUGUCCGUCCGUCCGUUAGCAAUUUCGUGUCCGCUCUGUAACUCUUGAACCCCUUGAAGGAUUUCAAAGAAACUUGACACAAAUGUUCACUAUACCAAGACGACGUGCAGAGCGCAUGUUUUGGAUGUGUCAUUUCAAGGUCAAGGUCACAUUUAGGGGUCAAAGGUCAUAUGAGUGUGUUUCGUGUCAGCUCUGUAACUCUUGAACUGCUCGAAGGAUUCCAAAGAAACUUGGCACAAAUGUUCACCACACUGAGACGACGUGCAGAGCGCUUGUUUCGGAUGACUAGCUUCAAGGUCAAGGUCACACUUAGGAGUGAAAGGUCAUAUGAGUGUGUUUCGUGUCUGCUCUGUAACUUUUGAACUGCUUGAAUGAUUUCAAAGAAACUUGGCACAAAUGUUCAUCACACUGAGGCGACGUGCAGAGCGCAUGUUUUGGUUGACUCGCUUCAAGGUCAAUGUCACACUUAGGGGUCAAAGGUCAUAAAUGACUUUGCUUUGUGUAUAUUGCUCUGCAUUGCAGUGCUCGUUUUUAUUUUGCAGAUCCUUUUUUGUUCUCUUACAAUAAUUUUUGUUUUUGAAUUACUUCCCUUUUUGUUACUAUAGCUUAUUUUGAAACUUUUUUAUUAUUGGCCGUAGGGAAAAACCGAUACCACUUUUCUGUGGUACAACAUGGAUGGUACAUCCAAUUUUAAGAUGUAUUUUGACAUAACUUUAACUGGUAAGAAUUUUGUUGUGGAAUUUUUUUUUUGGAAUUUCUUCUUUUUUGUUGUUCCUGUCCUUUGGGCUUCAACAGUCAAGUUCUUUAAAUUUUGCUCCCAUCCUCUGAUGUAACCCUUCGGGCGUAUAUUGCCCCGCUUGGCGGCGCUCUUGUUAAAUUUGACGGACAACCCGCAUUUUUCGCAUUCCUUAUGUAACAUAAUUGAUCACAAAACAUUUACAAAACAUGUUUAAUUGUAAAAUAAAUGAUGAUAUAUUCUGUUA